This is a messenger RNA of Botrytis fragariae, 282 nucleotides long. RefSeq lists its product as uncharacterized. Bases 1 to 282 code for a protein of 93 amino acids. The record is from RefSeq and is a predicted model, not a curated record. Lineage: Eukaryota; Fungi; Ascomycota; Leotiomycetes; Helotiales; Sclerotiniaceae. The transcript has 2 exons.
AUGAUUCGAAUAUUUAAAUUGGUUUGGGGAUUUGGCGAUCUUUAUUGUUGGACGGCUCUGUCACCGCUACCACCACAACACAUGAACUUAUCACAUCGAAUCGCCCUCUUCGCUGCAUAUCAUUCUUUUGCUCGUGCCCGUGCCAAUAAUACCGCCGUAUCCCACGGUGUCCUCAAAGGACAACUACCCAUCGACAGAUGGCACCAGGGCCACUGGCUCAAAAUCGCAGCGGAAGCGGCCCUUGUCGCCAUCGAGCGUGGCUUUAACCACUAUAGCCAUUAA